UUGACGGUCGCGGGGCAGCACUCAACCCACAUCACCGAAGCUGGAGCAAGCCGUCCGAAACCCUCCAAACUUCCACUGGGCCGGGCCAGCAGGCCAGCAACCCCCGAUCUGGACCGAUGUGCUGGCCGAGAUGUCUCGACACAUUUAUAUCAGGAAUAAGAUCGGCGAGGGAAUCCAAGCACCUAUAUUUCAGGUGAACAGGGGAACAUAUUCAAGGCGCAGUCGGCUGAAGAGGUCUGAUGGCAGCACCACCUCCACCAGUUUCAUCCUCAGACAGGGUUCAGCUGAUUCCUACACUAGCAGGCCGUCUGAUUCAGAUGUGUCGUUGGAGGAGGAGAGGCCGGAGGGGGGCAGUCAGGGCCGGCAGGAGCGAGAACAGCAGGCUCAAUUACAGCUGGAGAGGGCAAAGGCCAAAGCGGUGGCCUUCGCCGUGAAGACAAAUGUCAGCUACUGUGGCGCGCUGGAUGAAGAUGUGCCUGUGCCAGGAACCGCCAUCUCAUUCGAUGCGAAAGACUUCCUGCACAUCAAAGAGAAGUUUAAUAAUGACUGGUGGAUUGGGAGGCUGGUGAAAGAAGGCUGUGAGAUUGGCUUUAUCCCCAGUCCCCUGAAGCUGGAGAAUAUCAGAGCACAGCUGGAACAGAAGAAAAGCAGAGUACAAGGUAAGUCCAGUGGAAGCUCCUCCUCCAGUUUGGGGGAUGUGAUGUCAUCAGGCAAGCAGAAACAGAAAGUGACUGAACAUGUGGCUCCCUAUGAUGUUGUGCCUUCCAUGAGGCCUGUGGUUCUGGUUGGUCCAUCCCUGAAAGGAUAUGAGGUCACUGAUAUGAUGCAGAAAGCUCUUUUUGACUUCUUAAAGCACCGGUUUGAUGGCAGGAUAACAAUUACACGUGUGACAGCAGACAUCUCACUGGCGAAGAGAUCAGUGCUUAACAAUCCCAGCAAGAGAGCCAUUAUUGAGCGCUCAAACACCAGAUCCAGCCUUGCUGAGGUACAGAGCGAGAUUGAGCGUAUAUUUGAACUAGCUCGAUCGCUCCAGCUGGUAGUGUUGGACGCAGACACCAUCAACCAUCCUGCUCAGCUGAUGAAGACUUCACUAGCACCCAUUAUCGUCCAUGUCAAAGUGUCCUCGCCGAAGGUUCUCCAGAGGCUCAUAAAGUCCAGAGGAAAGUCGCAGAGUAAACACCUCAACGUACAGCUCGUAGCUGCAGACAAACUAGCGCAGUGUCCUCCGGAGAUGUUUGAUAUUAUCUUGGAUGAGAAUCAGUUGGAAGACGCCUGCGAGCAUUUGGCGGAGUAUCUGGAGGCAUACUGGAAAGCCACACACACCUCCAGCAGUACUCCGCUCAACCCGUUGCUGGGCAGAAACCUUGGCCCUGCUGCCCUCGCCCCGUACACUACAUCUGCCAUAUCCGGCUUGCAGAAUCAACAGGGGCAAAAAACACGGCACGCCAACCACACCGGGGACCACUCCACCCCCAAUGAACGGCGCAACCUGAUGACCUCAGACGAGAACUACCACAAUGAACGAGCGCACAAGGGACGAAACCGGGGCUCCUCUGGCUCGCAGCACGGUGGCAGCGGUAGAGACCACCACUACAUGGAGGAGCAGCAGGGCUACCAGGACCCCUACCAGGACACCUACAAGCCCCACCGCAACCGCAGUUCCCCGGGCAGCUACAGCCAGGACUCACGACAUCGGCUCUGAGAAGCUCCGGCCCUUGUCCUCCUCUAAGCCUGAGCCACCGAGCCAAGAUGGCUUCUGUCCAGAAUUGUACACAUCUUCCAUUUGGUUUUCGUUUCAUUAGGGUCUCCUGAGCUACAAAGCAGAAACUUUGUUUUUAACCCCUCCCGAACCUGUACCAUCUCACCGAAACCUGCAUAUCCAUGAGCUUAACAAAAGGCUCUCUGGGGAAAGGAGACCAUUCGACAUGCAAUGGAGCAGAAACUUGACACUUGUUAUGUUUCCACAUGUUAAUAUGCUUGUUGACUUUUGGUUUUGUCAAUUCUGUUGUAAAAGGGCAGGUUUUCCUUCUACCAAGCAACCGUUUUACUUUCAGAUGGAAUGGAAUGAUUGCUUGGCCCUAAAAAGUGAAAGUUCUGUGAAGCUAGAAACAGCAGAGAAUCAGAAAGUAUAUACUGAAUAAGGAGCUCAGUUAGUCUUUGUUUGCCAGCAUGUUACCUGACCGCAUGCUUCCCCCUGUCAUUAGUGCAUAACUUGAGCGGACAGACCAGAAGAUGACGCGCUGUAAUCAUUGCCCCCAGAAAAAAUGGCUGCCAAACUGGAAAAUUUCAAUCUUAACGUAACACAAACCUACUGCCAGCUGUCUUUUGUUACAGAAAUGGAAUCUUAAUACCUUGAUCUUGGAGUUUUCCAAUCUUAUGCGAUUGAAUUUCCACAUUAUUGAAGUGGUAAAUAGCAGGAAUCCUAGAUUCAGCCUCUUUAGCAUGAUGCACUGCAUUCUAGCACUCAUUCGUUCUUUUUCUAGUUAGGAAGACCGCUUAAAGAGAUGCAGAACAUUGGAAUGCUGAACUGAAGUGUCGCCGUGAUCUAGUCCUCAGUAGAGUUAGCAAGCAUUCACAUGAUUCAUUUUCAAUUAAAAGCUGAAGUUGGGGCAUUUUGGUGAUUAUUUAAAAAAAAAAAAAGAGCAUUUUCCUAAAUGUAACUCUAGGAUGGACAGGUUCAUUUCAAUCUUUGGAAGUGACUGGCUGCCUGUGCUCCACCCUGCCAACUGGGGCCAACGCCGUCUGGUCCAUUUCAGGAGAUAUGCAGUGCCCUCCUCUGUGGAUCAAAUGCUACAGACUCAACCCACCAAGUUGUCGUUCUGCUCGUAUGUUUUCAGUGUGAAAAGGACUGUCUGAGGACAAGUAGAUCCUAAACAUGUGGAAGCUUUCAGAGCCAAGGCCUUGGCACAUCAUGGAUUUCCUCGCCUGCAUAUUCUCGCCUUAUUGAUUUAUGCUAGUUUUCAAGAGAAUACAUUUGAAAGAAAAAAACAAACUGAGGACCGCAUUCUGUAUGCAUUUGUCUAUGAGCAUGCUUGUCUGUUAAUUAUAUAAUGAGGAUGAAUGAACAUGAGGAAUCUGGCAGUCGAUGCCCAGUUGACUAAAUGAAAAGAAGAAAAAUAA
This is a messenger RNA of Danio aesculapii, 3120 nucleotides long. It is a transcript of the gene cacnb4b, whose product is annotated as calcium channel, voltage-dependent, beta 4b subunit. The record is from RefSeq and is a predicted model, not a curated record. Gene Ontology annotation, biological process: chemical synaptic transmission; calcium ion transmembrane transport; regulation of voltage-gated calcium channel activity. The transcript has 14 exons. Bases 131 to 1702 code for a protein of 523 amino acids. Gene Ontology annotation, molecular function: high voltage-gated calcium channel activity; protein binding. Gene Ontology annotation, cellular component: voltage-gated calcium channel complex. Lineage: Eukaryota; Metazoa; Chordata; Actinopteri; Cypriniformes; Danionidae.